AAUUCACCUCGACCUUUGAUAAAUCUGCCCCUAACUUAAAGGUGAACCAUCCAUUUAAGAUAAUGGUAUAUAGUGGCAAUAUGACAGAGCAGGCAGUAACACAAGGGAAGGAAGCUGGGGGGCAGCACAAUAGGGAAGAGCUGGGGGGGGAGUCCAACUCUAAACUCCCCGCUCCUGUUUAAUAUUCCGCCCGCUCUGUACAUGUGAUGUUCGGCUCCUGUGGGAUUAGAACUCACGGCCUGAGACUGAAGCCAAUUUUCUGUGUUAAUCUCACAAUGUUUUGACUGGAGGCAGAUCCAGGGUUUUCUCCCCCUCCUCCCCUUUCCCUUGAGUCCGAGUGGAAACUCCGGAGCCUUUUCCCUGUGUUUUCCAUAAAGGGGCUGAGGGAUCGGCGCUCGCUGGGAUAGGAUAACGCACGGUGACCAAAUGGAAAAAAAAGAAAGAAGCCUCUCAAGUAAAUCCAGAUUGUUUUUGGGGUGGGGGGUGCGAGGAGAAAGGCUUUUUUGUUAUUGGCAAAGAAAAAAAAAAUCUCUUUUUUCACCGGCACAAAAGCGAUUGAUCUUUGUAACCAGCCGGCGAGACAAUCGUCCCCUUUCUCUCACCGUUCGGCUUUUAUACCCAGAGGUCAAUAAGAGAUGACUGUGCUCCUGUCCAUGAAUACAUUCUGCAGCCCCACUGCCCCUGAAGGUGCCACUGAUAUCCCCAAAUAUCACAGCGACUGGGACCCCCAAAAUCACAGCCGCAUCAACAGCUUGUCCAAUCAGAUCAAUGCCCAGCACCAGGACUACAGACUAUGUCACUCUCUUGCAGAGUCCCAUUACAGGGGGAUUUCACAUCCAAUCACAACAUCCAAGAUCUCAUACUUUAAAAGGAAAUAUGUAGAAGAGGAGGAUUAUCACCCGCCACUCAGCUGCUGUAGCCAUAAAAAUGUGUCCAUCUUUGAAGAACGCGCCCAUGUGCUGUACAUGUCCUUGGAGAAGCUCAAGUUCAUCGAUGACCCUGAAGUAUUCCUGAGAAGAUCCGUCCUCAUCAACAACCUGAUGAAAAGGAUCCACGGGGAGAUUCUGCUGCAGAACAAUUGGUGUUUUUCUGCUUGUUCUCUGGGGGGACCUGCUGCCCAAGAGUGGUUUGUAGCUCAGGAUUGUCCGUACAGAAAACGCCUGCGGGUUGCGAAGGAAGAGAGUAAUAGUCUGCAGGCUUGUUGCUUUUACCAAGAAUGCGGCAACCACUAUUUGAACAUUCCUUUCUCUGUUAGCUCAAGUGGAGGUAACUCAACAGCAUCUAGCUCCAGCCCUAGCUCAAUGCCUGGUUGCUCCCACCAUGGGGAUUACAACACGGCUGAUGCAACGUUCCACCGGAGCACUGGACAGUUUCCUUCAUGUGGGGGUUUGCUGACUAAUGCCAGACCACCAGGAAAUCAACCGAAAGCACACGCACACAAUGAGAACUCAACUGAUGAUAAGAAAGGUGGUCUUGGCGUUGGUCAUGAUGUAACCAAUGGGGGAAGUGCACUUGAACGUAGAGGUCGGUUCUAUGAUUUUUUGGCAGCGGGUUGUAAUGACAAGAGUAGCGUAAGUGAGCCUUGGAAAAAAUCUCUAAGGAAAAAAGAGGUUUCUCCAGGCAAUAAACUUUUGCGGUCAAAAAAAUAACGUUGGAGGACGCCCUUUUAUAAAAUGUUUUCCUUUGGUGUCUGUAAUUGAAGUAAGUAAGUAACGUUAUGCAGUUAUCAAGGCUUUUUGCAGUUUUAUAUGGUGAACCUAUUCUAAAUCGCUGAAGGUACUGAGAAUUGUUUUGGUUUUUAAUAUAUGUAAAGAAAUGUUGGGUUUGGGGGUGUGGACUAAUUCCUAGGGAUACACUAAUGUUCUCGACCCCACCGAGCGGGUGGUUAGUGUAUUUUUUAAGGUGCAUUUUUAUGGAAGGGACUGCAAAGAGCACAAUUUGACCAGACUCGGUUUCUGUCUUAGCACUUGUAUUUUGUUCUUUGGUUUGGUCAAAAAGAUAAGCUUUAAUGCAAAGCACAUUAUAAAAAAUUUCCUUUGCUGAUCUGAAUGAGCUAGGGGCGCUAUGUAAGCAUUUGCACAAUGAGAUGCAAUAGAUUUAACUUGGCCACAACAAUAGUAACAUGGUUGAAAAAAGACACGUCCAUCAAGUUCAACUUUUUAAGUCUAUAUAUAACCUGCGGAACUGGUCUCCUUUAUUACAAAUGAUCUGCUGAGAUAGUCCACUUCAUCCACUUGGCCUACCAGAUGAUCUCCAAGCCAAGGACAAUUCCCAUCAGCCCUUUUUUAUUUCUACCAUAGGACUAUAUAACAUUAGCACCAUCUACACGUAAUUAUUCUGAGAGUGGGCCUUGGUAUCAGGUUCUCAGGAAGCCCUAGGAGGCCAACCCAACAUUGGCUUCAUCUGUAAACAGUAACAGAAAAGGACAAGAGUUGUUUUUUUUUGUAUUUGCAGAAACAAUAACAAUCAAACAGGCACAACAACAUUCUUGGGGAGGGUGGAAGGGCAAGAGUAUAAAGGGCAACUAUGAGUUCUGGCUGACAAUUUUUAUCGCUGUUUCCAAAAUUGGUUUUUCCCCCCCCCCCCCAAGGGACUGGGUGGGGGUUGAACAAAUUCUGCUGACGAUGAUUAUGAAACAACUACUUAAUUGGAAUUUCACAUUAGAAAAGAAUGAUGUUUCUGCCACUGCCUGAUAUGGGUCAAAUAAAACUGGAUCAGGGUACGUUCAGAGGGCAAUGGAAGCCCACUCUUCCCACAUUGGCCGAUAAUGUUGGGUAAAUUGGGCUAUUUUGACCAAACUGGCCCAACAUCUGCUCAACGAGUGGACUGAGAUCUAUCUAAAUCGUACCUGUCCGUAAAUCUAUUUUGCCAGUGGAUGCAUUGGUGGGUAUAAAUGGUCAUAGGCUCUACAGGCUGCCUGGCUCUAGAGUUUUGUGCUCAUUACACGUUACACCUUUCUAUUUUUUGGGGCUAGGCUAGGUCCAUCCAAAUGGAAAGGUUUGGUAAAGUGUAGGUAAAGGGUUUGUUAGAUGUUAGACUAAGAGGACUAAGACCGUUCACACCAAGCAGCCAAUUACUGAGAAUGGAGAUGUGGUAUUUUGGGUGUUGACUAAAUGAGCAGAUCAUUGUUUGGUCGCCUGUAUGACCUAUGACCUCUUAUAGGCAACCGUGCAGUCAUUGGCUAAACAUAUGUAACCAGUAGGUCCAAUCAAAUUCUGCAAUAAGCUACAUUGUAUUCAUAGGCAUCUGUGAAUGGACCAAGUCUGAGUAUCAUGGGGCAGUCAGCCCAUACCAACCAACCGGGCUAUAAAUUGGUACCUGCACAUUGGUUGCCAUAAAUAAAUAGGCCUAAAGCUAUUUUAUACCAACUUAAAGGGAAAGUCAACCUAAAAAAUAAU
Molecule: messenger RNA, 3398 nt
Organism: Xenopus laevis (African clawed frog)
Lineage: Eukaryota; Metazoa; Chordata; Amphibia; Anura; Pipidae
Gene: sertad4.L
Product: SERTA domain containing 4 L homeolog
Exons: 4
Coding region: 636-1649 (337 amino acids)
Cellular component (GO): nucleus
Source: RefSeq, a predicted model, not a curated record